Molecule: messenger RNA, 456 nt
Organism: Morchella sextelata
Lineage: Eukaryota; Fungi; Ascomycota; Pezizomycetes; Pezizales; Morchellaceae
Exons: 2
Coding region: 1-456 (151 amino acids)
Source: RefSeq, a predicted model, not a curated record
AUGACUCCGGAUGAAAUGUUCAAGAAGGAAAACUGCGGAUAUCAUCGCCACGCCGCCCUAGAAUCUAGCAUCCCUAUAAUGGCGAGACAAUUAAAGUUGGAGGCAGAUGGAUGUCGAGGAAAGACCCUGAAAUCGCAUGGACCGAUAUCGGUACAAAGAGAUGAUUCUGAGAUGAACUCCGAAUACCACCCCACGAGGUCGAAAAUCUUAGGUGCAUUUGACUGUUGGUCGCACCAUUCAGCGGGCCUAAAGACACCGCCGCCGCUGUUUCGGUAUUCACAGGAUGCAGAUCUUAAAUAUCAAGGAAAUAGUGGAAGCUAUCGUAACCGUGGCAGGCUGUCCUCGGUUCGGGGAGAUGAAUUGAAUGGCCUCAUCCGGUAUACAAGGCGGAUCUUGGUGGUCACGCCAACCCGCAUCCGAGCACCGCGUUUACCUCUCAUCAGGAUUCAGGAUUAA